Molecule: messenger RNA, 668 nt
Organism: Synchiropus splendidus (mandarinfish)
Lineage: Eukaryota; Metazoa; Chordata; Actinopteri; Syngnathiformes; Callionymidae
Gene: nenf
Product: neudesin neurotrophic factor
Exons: 4
Coding region: 35-520 (161 amino acids)
Cellular component (GO): endomembrane system; membrane
Source: RefSeq, a predicted model, not a curated record
AGUAAAGGAGCUGUUUUCAAAGUCCUCCUCUGCCAUGGCAACACUAACAUUCCAAGUUUUCCUUUUUGUUCUUGUGUCUAUGUGUUUUGGAGAAGAUGUUAAUUUUCGACGUAAAUCUGAGACUAAACCAGUUCGUCUGUUCAUGGAGGAGGAGUUGUCCAACUACGACGGCAGCGAGGAAGGGCUUCCUAUUUAUAUGGCGAUAAAAGGGGUUGUUUUCGAUGUGACCAAAGGAAAAGUGUUUUAUGGCAAAGAUGCACCGUACAAUGCUCUGGUGGGAAAGGACUCCACCCGAGCGGUAGCCAAGAUGUCCCUGGACCCAGAAGACCUCACGUCAGAUACAACGGGGCUCAGUGAGGAGCAGCUGAAGUCUUUGGACACUAUUUUUGAAGAGACAUACAAAGCCAAGUACCCGAUCGUGGGCUACACCGCGUCACGCAUCCUCAACCAGGACGGGAGUCCCAACCCAGACUUUCAGCCGGAAGACCAACCUCAUUUUCAAAUCAAAGAUGAGUUUUAGCUCAUUUGUUUUAGGCGACUGUAGUUUCUUUCUGUUCAUUUUCACUGUGAUGAGUUUCCUUUUUGGUGAAUAACAAUAUGCAUUGUUUUUUGUUGAAACUAGACUGAAAAAAUAAAAGAUUUACCACCGCAUUUCUGUGUUUAUUACU